AUGAGGCUCGCACUUGUAUCUGUCUUACUGUGCUCACUUGCAUCAGUAACUGUUGCUGGAGAUACUUCCAAAUGUCCUACGGGAUUUGCACAGCACGGGAAUUCUUGCUAUUGGUUCUCUAACGUGAGAGGAUCAUUUGCUGAGGCAAGAGGCUACUGUCAGUUCCUCCGGAGCCACCUUGCCAGGAUAACAAGCAAAGAAGAGGACGACUUCGUCAGACACAAGGCAAAGGAACUUGGAAGAGGCUUCUGGUUGGGUGCCACUGAUCUCAUCACCGAGGGGGCGUUUAGGUGGGAGGGGGGCGUUCCUCUGAACUACACCAACUGGAUCCCUGGACAACCUGACAACGAGAACAUACAUAACAACCCCGAGCAUUGUCUGAUGAUCGCGAAACGUGGGAAUCGGUGGAAUGAUUUGGAAUGUGUUGUUGAGAUAUAUUUCAUCUGUGAACGGAGAGUAGCCGGAUGUUGCUGCAGUAACUGA
Haliotis rufescens (red abalone) is the source of this 483-nucleotide messenger RNA. RefSeq names its product perlucin-like. The record is from RefSeq and is a predicted model, not a curated record. Lineage: Eukaryota; Metazoa; Mollusca; Gastropoda; Lepetellida; Haliotidae. The transcript is spliced from 4 exons. Bases 1 to 483 code for a protein of 160 amino acids.